AAUUUUAUAACCUCUUCCGAGGUUUGGGUCGUGUUGUUAUUUACAAGUGUUUGGCAAACUUUGGACUGAAUUUCCUUGGAAUUUCUAAGUAGACCUUCUUUUUAGAUCAAUUUUAUUCAUGACCCAUACGGAUUCUUGACAGUACCUGAGAAAACGCUUGUUUUAAGUUAAAUAUAUCAGAACCCUUUGAAUUUCGUAUCAACAGAAUGGCUCUAGUGUCAUAUGUGGAUAUAUUGGAAGUUGUUGGGGAACUGAAAGAUUUCAAAGUCAAACUUGUUGAAGGAGAGGGAAUUGCUAAUAGAGGUGGCAUUAAAGAGAUCAGAGUGAAUGAGAGGGGACCAGGUGUCAGCGAUAUAUCAGCAUUGUGUGAAUCAAACGUAGAAGAUCAGAUCCCAUAUUCUAUUUCAAUUUCUGUAGUCGAGGAACCACGUCUCUUGCAUUGUGAAUGCUCCUGUCUUGAUGGAAAGUCUGGAAAGUGCCAACACGUAGUUGCAACAUUGAUACAUAUUCAUAGAAAUAAUAUUACUAUUGAGGGUCUGAGAGGUUCAAAAGAAGAAAAAGUAAGAAAGCCCCAGGUAGCAGAUCUAACUUGCAGCUCAAAUGCUUUUCUUGGAGAAGAGUUUUCAACAAAUACUUGCCCAUCUUCUUUAGUUAGUUUAAGCGAUAAUUCUGUUUCAAGAGUCCCAACAAAUUUGGAAGAUAGAAAAUUUCAAGAUGAAAAGAGCAAUAUUUUGUCAGGAGCAACUCAGCCAGUCACAAAAGCAGAAGAGGUUAUUAGCAUGGAAACAAAUAUGGAUGCAGAACUUGUUGAAGACAUUGUGACAUUAGAGAAAAGUAUGAAUCCUUGCAAUGAAGAUGGUACACCAAUGGAUGUGGACCCAAAUCUAGUUCAGAGAAUGGGGCGAGGUCACCGAAAAUCAGUCCCUAAUCCAAAAUACACUAAUGAAAACAAAAGAUUUACGUGCUUGGUGUGCUCUAAAGGAUUUGGAAAAAAGGCACAUUAUGAAGAACAUGUGAGGAGCCAUACUGGUGAGAAACCAUAUGUUUGUGAUAUAUGUGGUCAAGGAUAUGCCCAAAAACGAACUCUUUUAAAACACAAAGAGAAUGGCCAGGAAGGAGGUUGCAAAGCAGGAGUGAAACUUAAAUGUCAUCUCUGUGGUUGUUCUUUUAAGAAUCAGUCUCAACUUGACUCUCACGUGCUUAGCCACACCAGUGAUGGGGACCUUAAAUGCUUGGACUGUUCCAAACUUUUUACAAAUUUAAAAGAAUUAGAAGUACAUAAACAGGUGCAUGGUCCAGCAAUAUCAAAUUCAACUAAAAGUAACCAAAAUAGAGCACAAAAUGAGUUUAUGUGUGAUAUUUGUGGAAAGGGUUUUCAGAAAUUAGCUCAACUUACAGUGCACAAGCACACGCACACUGAUGACAAACCUUUCAAGUGCACACAGUGUCCAAAACAGUUUGGUCGACUUAGUGCGUUUAAAGCACAUAAGCAUGAUAAAGCGGACAGUUCUUCAUCAGAAUCAACCGCCACAGCAACUGCUUCUCGGAAAAGAACUAUCAUUAAGUGUGAAACAUGUGGUAAAGAAUUUACUAACCGAGUCCACCAUGAGGAGCAUGUCAGGAGUCAUACUGGAGAGAGGCCAUUUCAAUGUGUGGAAUGUGGAAAAGGGUUUGCUACAAAGCGCUCGCUAAGAAACCACAAUCACCUGGGAAAAAAUGCCCGUGAACGUCCGCACAUGUGCUCACAGUGCCCUGCAACUUUCACCACAGGCUUUAUGUUAAAAAUUCAUGAAAAAGGACACUCUGGUGAGAAACCUUUUGCUUGUGAUGAAUGUGGGAAAGCAUAUCGUUCUCAACAUGUGUAUCAAGAUCAUCUAAAUCAACACAAAGGGAUUAAAGCUCACAAAUGUAAGGAAUGUGGAAAGUGCUUCACAUGGCGAACAUCUCUGUGGGCACACACAAAAGAGCAUUCAAAAGAGAAACCAUUUGAAUGUGUUCAAUGUGGUGCCAAAUUUGCUGAGCAGACCGAAUUGAAAGAUCAUUGGGAAGUUCAUUUUGAUGACAAGCCCUUCCAAUGUCCUGAAUGUGGAAUAGGAUUCAUGUUAGAGGCUGAUUGUGAAAAGCAUCUUGAAAUUCAUAAGAUGUCACCCUCCUAUUGUUGUACCAAAUGUGAUGAGAAGUUUGUGUGGGCUGAAGAACUGAAUCGACAUAUGUAUUCACAUAAAGAAAAGAAAAGGUGUCUAUGUCCAACAUGUGGACAGACCUUUUCAAGUAAAGGCCAUUUAAAAGUGCAUAUGCUUAUACAUACUGGAGAAAAGCCCUUUGAGUGUGAAACUUGUCAUAAACGCUUUUAUACCCGCAGUCUGAUGAGGAAGCAUGCAGUUUUUCAUUCAAAUGAACGGCCAUUUGAAUGUGCUCUUUGUGGUGAUAAAUUUCCAACACAAGGAAUUUUGCGUGCACAUGUAAGAACUCACACUGGAGAAAGACCAUACUCUUGUGAAGAAUGUGGAAAAUCAUUUCCUCAAAACACAUACCUUAAGCGUCACAUGUUGACUCAUACAGGAGAAAGACCCUUUCCAUGCCCUCACUGUGAUAAUGCAUUUGUCUCUCGCUAUGACCUCAAGAUUCAUCUACGUACCCACACUGGUGAGAAGCCUUUUGGUUGUGAUGAAUGUGAAGAGCAAUUCUAUGAACGUGCACAACUUACUGCCCAUCAACGGACUCAUACAGGGGAGAGAGCAUACUCGUGUGAUCUGUGUGGGAAAGGGUUCAACAAUAGCAAUCAUGUGAAGAAACAUUUUGUGCGUGUUCACCCAGAUGUAGCACCAUUUUCUUGUUCAGAUUGUGGAGAAAGAUUUGUUAUGUGUGAGGCUCUUCGCAAACAUAAAAAGAGCAUACACCUUUUAGGUGCAGAUGUUGUGAGACAGUCAUCUUCUGAAGAGGAAUCUGCUUUAGAUCUGAUUUCAAAAGAAAAAAAGAAAGACCCUCUCAACCGCCUGAUUGAGGAUAGCCAAAUUUUAGUUGAAGAGGAGUCAGAUACUUCUUGUGAUAAUGUAAAUCAAGCUGACUCUGCAGUUCUCCCCGAAGGAUAUGAAAUUGUUCAAGUUAAUCUAGUGGAUUCCUCUGAGCUAGAGAAACUUCCUGAAGGUUACAGGUGUGAGACUGUAGAGGUGUAUCAUGCAGAAUCCUUAGCAGGUUUUGAGGAAAGUGGAGAGUUUCAGGCUGUUAGCAUAACUUCUAUUCCAAGUGAUAUAGGUGCCACUCCAGUUAACCUCUCCUGCCGCAUUGCUGUUAAAAGGAAAACAUCAUUGUAGUAUAACUUCUCAUUUUUAAAAAAAUUGUGUACAAAAUGUAUAAAUUGUCUUAGGCAGUAGUUGGUACCAUUUUGAGGUAUAUUAAACUCUAAGGAACAGUU
This is a messenger RNA of Frankliniella occidentalis (western flower thrips), 3415 nucleotides long. RefSeq names its product zinc finger protein 420-like. NCBI's taxonomy places the organism in Eukaryota, Metazoa, Arthropoda, Insecta, Thysanoptera, Thripidae. The record is from RefSeq and is a predicted model, not a curated record. Bases 207 to 3314 code for a protein of 1035 amino acids. Gene Ontology annotation, molecular function: zinc ion binding. The transcript has 6 exons.